AUGCUAGUAGCUGAACCAUUCAGGCACUUCAAGAGCAGAACGUUUCAGACAGAUGAGCUGUCCGGUACUCACAGACAUUCUUUGCUGCCUCCUUUUGGCUGCAGGACAAAUUUAAUCACCGUGUUGAAUUUUCACAUGGAUCUCUAUCCUUGUUCCAAUAGCCGGGCUAUCCAAGGUAGCUACUCGGUCUUGCCGGGCAUCCUGCUGUUUGCCGCUGGAGUAAUAGGGAAUGCACUUGCCAUUUUUAUCCUAUGGCAACACAAGCUGAGAGUAAAGAAGAAAACCACCGUUUUUUAUAUUUUGGUCACUGGAUUGACCAUAACCAACCUCAUGGGAAAAUGCUUGGUCAGCCCAAUGGUUCUUGCCGCCUACUCCAAAAACGAGACCUUGGUGGAGAUGGUCGGAAACCGAAACCUCUGUGACAUUUUCAGCUUCCUCAUGAUAUUUUUUGGCUUGGCACCGAUGCUCAUUCUUUUGGCAAUGGGUCUAGACUGCUGGAUUGCCCUCGCUUACCCGUUCUUCUACCACAACUACAUCACUAAACGGGUCGGUCUGUUGGUUCCUCUCGCUGUCUACAUCUUCAGUGCUGGGUUCUGCUCUUUGCCUUUUGUGGGCAUCGGCAAAUUUGAGCAGUAUUGUCCUGGAACUUGGUGCUUCAUUCAGAUGUCUGUUGAGGGUUCAAAGCCCGAGGUCUUGGCUUAUUCCAUUCUCUAUGGAACCAUUAUGGGAAUUUUUGUUUUGGCCAUCAUCGUCUGUAAUGCGGCUAUAAUGCGACGCCUUUACCAAAUGUACCAGAUUCAAAGCCAGAGGAAUUUUAAAUCUGGUGUGAAGAUGGAAUUUGUUAAGCAAGCAGGAAUGGAAGAGAUGGAUCAUCUUAUCCUCUUGGCAGUCAUGACCGUUCUCUUUACCGUGUGCUCGCUUCCUUUAACUGUUCGAGUCUACAUUGCAGCGUUCACAGCUGAAAAGAAUGAAUACGCCGACUUAAUAGUCUUGAGGUUCCUGUCCAUGAAUUCUAUAGUGGAUCCGUGGAUGUUUAUCAUCUGUAGGACGUCAAAGUUUCACACUCACGUUCACAAUCUAUGCAGUAAAAUCCACCACUCAAGCAACAUAAAUUCUCAGCUACUUGAAGACAGCACGAAAAGUGAAUUGUAACAUAACUAUUGACCCACGACGCAGGAGUUGGUCUGCUCUGGCGAAAGUUCCAUUCUUGGAAUUAUGACAAGACUAGUUUAAUAUAUAAAGCUCAAACGAUGUGGUCAACUCAUAGACGAAUAUGAAGCUACCAAAACAAGCACCUGCUUCCAGCAAAAACUAUUACGCGGACAUACAUUUCCUUUAUGAGAAAAACUGUACAGGUUUCUCUAUAAGAUGUCCUGACUGGCCAUGCCAUGGAAGCACAGCAAAAUACUUUAACAAGAUUCAGCUGUUAAAAUGUACAGAGAUGGAUAGUGAUGUGUACUGUGACUAUAUAUAAAAUAUAUAUAUAUAUGAUAAUAAUGUUUACAUAUUUGACAUAAAUAAAUUUAU
Nanorana parkeri is the source of this 1527-nucleotide messenger RNA. RefSeq names its product prostaglandin D2 receptor-like. The record is from RefSeq and is a predicted model, not a curated record. Gene Ontology annotation, cellular component: plasma membrane. Bases 1 to 1152 code for a protein of 383 amino acids. NCBI's taxonomy places the organism in Eukaryota, Metazoa, Chordata, Amphibia, Anura, Dicroglossidae. Gene Ontology annotation, biological process: G protein-coupled receptor signaling pathway; positive regulation of cytosolic calcium ion concentration; inflammatory response. The transcript has 2 exons. Gene Ontology annotation, molecular function: prostaglandin D receptor activity; thromboxane receptor activity.